ACAACAGAAAAGCGUACGGUCCAACCACAGCUCAACUGCAACUAAUUUUAGAUUGGUUUAUUGAUUUUGGUUAGAAGACACACACGCAUCAUCUUGAUUCUAUAUGUUUUAAUGGUUGGCAUUUCGUUUGGACGUCAGGUUGUGAAAAUUCUCCUCAUAGGUUGAGCUGCGCGUUGAUUUGAGGGACUUUGGUUAGGUUCCAAUCCGCGUCAGGCUAUCGGUGGCGUCGCGCGCAUGCCACGCUGAGUUCGGUUUGGAAAGGCAAAAGCGUCUCCACACUGACAUGCGCUCGCACACAUAGCAGAGAUCCGUUCGAGAACCUGGGAACUAUAGACUGAUCUUCCAGGUCUUAGUACAACACACGGGAAUCUCGUCCCCGACAGGACCUCUUUAUGGGAGCGGACAAGGAUUGUUAUGUGAUGGGUCUUGGAGAAGUGCCCGGGAACGCUUCCCUUCAUGUGGAAAGCAGAAUGAGCAGGUUUAUUUCAGUCGAGAAGUUUGGUUUCGACUUGAAGCAGAAUCAUAUUGGGAAAUAAGGAACUACAGAUAUAAAGGGAUAAUAACCGAACAUAGAGCAGCUGCAGAACAUUCCCACUUACCAAGAGGGGUUAAUUUGGUCCGCACCUUUGGAUUGUAUGUUUUUUGUCUGACUGGCAGGAAAACAUUGGAGUACGUUAUUUGGAUCUUUUGAAGUAUCUUCAGUCUUUGGAAAAGCCAACGAAUACUCCAGCUGAUCAGAGAUCAGCGCUUACUAAUCUUGGAAAUUGAAAUGUUGCUGUUUUAAAGACACAGUAAAGGUCAAAUGACCGUCUUUACACGCUCUAUAAUCUAACUACCGUAUCUAUGAGAUGGAAAAACGGGGACUGUACGGCGUCCUUUAUUAUUUAAUUCUUAAUGCACCCUUGUUAUUCUGUGUAAAUGCUACAUUCACUGAAGUGCCCAAAGAUGUGAGUGUCGGUGAGGGUGAAGACGUUGAGAUGCCGUGCGCCUUUCGGGCCAUCGGAUCCUCGCCCUUCUCGCUUGAGAUCCAGUGGUGGUACCUAAAGGAGACGACAGCUAAAGAACUUGCACAUGAACUGCAAAUAAGUGCUCCGGCGAACAGAGCCAAGGUCGCUACAAAGGAUGCCACAAAAAUAAGCACUGUGAGAGUGCAGGGCAGUGCCAUAUCCCACAGGCUUAGCCUGUCCAAGGUGCGCAAGGAGGACGAGGGCGUGUAUGAGUGCCGGGUUUCUGACUUGUACUCUGACGAGACUCAGGAAUACAAGGUUCAAGCCACCCUCCGGGUGACCCCACGUGACGGCAUGGUGGCCGAGGAGGCCGUGUCCCACAUCCAGAAUAGAUGGCCGCUGAGGAACAGCAAGGAGGUAGCAGCAGGGGGGCGGGCUACCUCUGAGCCGGAUCAGGGAAAGCCCCGCGUGUCUCUUCCAGCGGGACCCGGGCCCCUCCCCGCCAGCACGACGACCACAGCCUCUGCAGCAAAGUCCUCAGCUUCGCCGCGGCCCGGCAAUGCGGCCAUCCUCCGACAGCAGCACGGAGCUGGUUCCGGAGCCAUUUCAACCACUGACCCUUUGCUCUUCAUCACUCUGCUCAUCCUCCAUAAGCUCCUCCCCUUCCUUUUUGCCCAAUAAGUGACUUAAACCAAACGAUGACCCGCAAGUUUUCACUUUAUGUACCAAACAACGAAAGGGAAAUAUAUUUACCAGUACGGCACAUCACUACGGAUGAGGAAACCUAUGUCUAAAAGAGAAGGAUGGACUGAUGAUGUAAGGACUGAGUGAAAGGGGAGGGGCAGAAGAAGGCCGGGGUCUUCUGACCUGGACUAACAGAAGACACUUCUUAACACUGGAUUGUAUACAGUAUGGGUUGUAUGAGAAGCAUGAAACAAGGAAUCUAUGUGAAUAAGAGCUUCACAGAUUCAUCACACACACACACACACACACACACACACACACACAGACACACACACACCAAUAUCCACUAAACGCUGCAUCCAGUUUCCAAAUAGUAUAUGCCCUGCUACAUGCAUGGCCUUUCUUAUUUAUUUUUUUCAAUGGAUAUCUUGCUUUUUAUUUUAUUUUUUCCAAUGCAUUAUAUAUUUGUAUUACAUUUUCAGUUACAUGGGUUUUUGUUUAGAAUUCCCUUUUCAGGAGUUUGAAUAAAUGUUUUCAUUAUUUCUGCUUUUAUUUAAGAUAUCCAAUCAUUAUGUUUGUUUAGGUUGAUUUGCAUGAGCUGUUGAAAAGUAACCCAUCCUUUUUUAUUUCACAGGGGUCUUAUUCAUGUUUGGUCCUUUCAUGGAGACUGUGCGUCUAUGUAGUUCUGUUCCUCCACACUCUCACUCUUUCUCUCGCUUAUGAUUUCCCAAACGUUGUUUCAUGAUGUAUACAAAUAUGAUCAUAUAUAUUUUGAUUAAAUAAGGCACACAUUACCAUAGUUGUUGUUAGUCACCUUCAAUAAUGUUUAUUUUUAUUAAAGAUGGUGAUCAAGGUAAGACAUUCAUUUAUAUAAAAAGAAAAACGUAUUGGUAUGUUGCCAACACCAGUUGAAAUAAAAGUUGUUGUUUUUCUAAAUAAAAUGGACCUCAAAAGCA
Esox lucius (northern pike) is the source of this 2587-nucleotide messenger RNA. It is a transcript of the gene vstm2b, whose product is annotated as V-set and transmembrane domain containing 2B. The transcript has 5 exons. NCBI's taxonomy places the organism in Eukaryota, Metazoa, Chordata, Actinopteri, Esociformes, Esocidae. The record is from RefSeq and is a predicted model, not a curated record. Bases 849 to 1628 code for a protein of 259 amino acids.